GAAAGAGCAGAGUCUCAGCAGCAGAGGUAGAAGAGCUGCACAUUAACGCAGGAAAGACAAGAGAGAAGAAGGAGCCAGAGAAGAAGAAGAGGAAGCAGAAGAGGAGGAGGAGUGUUGGAUGUAGCAGUAGCGGUUGUUGCGGCUCUUGUUGAUGCGGGGAAUGGUCGCCUCUCUAACUUUGUGACUGUGACUCUCACGGUGAGAGGAGGACGCAGAGGAUGGGAGUAACCUGGUCCUCCAGAUGUCUCUCUCUCUUUCUAGCUCUUCAUAUCGUCUCCGUGUUGCAGACGGUGCUGGUCAGUGCGGGUCAAUGUGACUCCGUGUUUAAAGGCUUCUCAGACUGUCUGCUUCAGUUGGGGGAGAACAUGGCCAACUAUCCCCAAGACCUGGACGACAGGGAGAACCUGCACAAGAUCUGCAGUUACUGGGAUAACUUCCACUCCUGUGCCACGACGGCGCUGGCGGACUGCCAGGAGGGAGCGACGGACCUCUGGGAGAAACUGAAAAAGGAGUCCCGCAACCUGGAUUUCCGUGGGAGUUUGUUUGAACUCUGUGGUGGCGGCAACGGGGCCCCUCGAUCAGCUGACGCCAGGGGCCUUGCCUUGUUCCUAACCACGCUGCCCACCAUACUGACUUGGCUGGCGUUUUAACAGAAACGAGGAAAAACAUAACAUAAAAACACAAAGAAGAAAAAAAGAAAAAAGAAAAUAGAAAAAGAGUGAUAGCUGCUCUUCAGUGCUGAAAAAAAUGACAACGCAGAGGACUGAGUCUGACUUCAUCACCUGAUAAAAAUACUCCCUAACUGGAUUUUUUCUACAUCACUCUACGGCGGCCUGGUUUGCCUUCCUUGGACAUCUGCAGGCCGUCCUCCUGCAGCACUCAUCCAAUCACACGCCGACCUGACCCGGAGGUCGAUAACAUGAAAUAUUCAACACGCCGUCGAGCUGAAAUGAUGACAAUGAUGAAAAUUUGAUGGAUCCUUGCCCGCUUACAAUCGUGGAAUUACACAGUAUUAAAGUCAACCAUGAAUUAUUGAUGUUUAGAAGGCUAGGCCGCUCUAGACAGCUCUAUGUGACUGCAGGGUGCUGACACAGAAUCAGGCUAUAUAUUAGGGCUGCCAUACAGCCUGAGGAACAUACUCAUGUGUAAGGGGAGGCCCAGCUUAAGCCACAAAAUCAAUAAGACAAGCCGAGGCCUCCAGCGCCAGUCACCACAUUGCCACUACGGACAGUUUUUCCUUUUUUAUUGCGCCAAGUUGACUGUGUUGAUCCGGUAGGUUUGAUAGACUGAAUGCUUGACAGUGAUGUAAUAUUUGUAUUCUUAUUGGCUGUUUGUUGUGUUCAGGCCACGGUCACACCAGCUCAUAGACAGUGGUUCAUUUACUUUGAAUGUGUAAAACGUCCCCCAGUAAACAUUUCAGGCUAAUUCAUAACGUUGAUUGAAAGCUAAACAGUGAUGGUGUCUACGUUUUACCCAUGCAGCAUGGCUUACAGUCGCUCACUGAGCUGUGGUGCUUAUUCUUGAAUUCAUAGUCUACUUUUGAUGGUUGGACGGACUAGUGAGCUUGCUUUCAGAGAAUCAACGAGAAACUUUCCCAUUACUGGUGUGAUCGUGGCCUUUUUCCCUCGCCAAGUUCUGAGGUGUAGGGAUGUAGAUGAGAGUGUAAAGCCUGCUUUUCAUAAAAGAACAGUUUACUGAUGUCCAAUUGCAUGUAGUCGGAUCAUACAGUCUAAACAUUUCAGGAAAUGAGCACAAACUGCUACAAUGCUAACAAAAAGAGCACUAAAAACAGAGUAGUUUCCAUCCUUUGGUGCCAACUAUGAUUUCUGCUAGCCAAAAAAUGGUUCCUAUAAUCCUAAAGCAAACACGUGCAACACAAACUGGUAUUUCAAUGACUGUUUAAUCACCAGAUUAAGUAAUAAACAGUUAAAGUUAGUCAGGGCUAAAACUGACCUGGUUUAAGUUAGCUACCAAAUGGGAUUAUUUAACACUACCAAAACAUUUGAUACUAUUGAUUAUCUCUGGUUAUUCUAUAGCUCAGUUUAACAAAAAGUAUAGCCUAAUGUAGAGAGAGGAAAGCUAGCUAAAGCUUCACCAAAUAAAUGUAGGCUAGCUCAUCGAUUACAGCAAAUAAACCAGUCAAAUGGCGACUAGUCAGCAGAUCAGUUUAACAGCUAAACCGGACUACAGGAAACUAAAGGCUAAUUUCCCAGUCAAUUGAGAUAGAUAUAAUUAGCCUAUUUAGCAAACAAAUCAGGAUAAGAGGCUAACUCAUUAGUUUAGAAACUUAAGUGUAUAAAUGAUGGCUAUCAAACAAUUCAGCUUAUUAGCCAAACCAGACUGGUAGAGACUAGCUAAUUGUUUCGUUUAGUAGCUAAACAAAUAAAUUAAAAAUAGUUAAUUUUUCUCAAGCAGCUCCACCAGAAUCAGAGAAAAGUUUAACAACCUCACCAUACCGUAUGGAUGAUAGCUAGCUAACAGUUCUGUUUAACAGAAACCAUGAAAAGCUAGCUAACUAGACUAGUUAAGUUAAGCAUUCAAAUUAUAUAUUUAAAGCUGCUAGUUAUCAAAUAGCCUGUCAACUGAAAUGAUACAGGCUAGCUAUAUUCAGUCUAUUGCUCUAAGAAUAUAUGGUGGCUAGCUAAUAUCUCAAUUUAGUAACUAAACCAGUUAUUCAGGCAAACUAACUCCUGAGGUAAACAGUUUAACUAAGUAAUUAAAGCUAAUGGUUUUAUUCUCCAGCUAAAUUAAACGAAUUAAAAGUAGCUAAAAGACACAACUUAACCAGAAUGAUAGGCUAGCUUAUUUCUUUUAACUUCAUAGAUGGUUGCUUGCUCAGACUUGAGUUGAACAGCUAAAUUAGACACAUAAAACUAGCUAAGGGUUUUGUUUAGAAGCUAAACAUAAUGAUUUACAGUAGUCAUUUAGAAAGCAGCUACACCAGAAUUAAAGAUUAGCUAAUCAGUUUAGCAAUGUAACCAUAUCAAAAGGAUGAUGGCUAGCUUAUGGUUUUCUUUAACAGAAACCAUUAAAGGCUAGCAAGCUAAGCUAGUUAGAAGUUCUGAAACUGUAGGCUAAUGUGGAGUCUUCAUAAAGGAAAUGUAUUUAGAAAGUUUACAUGAUGAUUAUAGGACAAAGAUGCUGUUCUUAAAAGCGUGCCAUCUUGAUGCUGUUUUCCAAAGUUUUCAAGCACCCAAAACGCCAUUUGUCAUGUCAAUGAGCUGCCAAAACACAACUAAAGGUCACAGUUUCAUCAUAUAAACAUGGCCAAACCAGGUAAAAACAAACACUUCUGUAUUAAGUUGCCCAUUUUCUUGUUUUAUUAGUCUUUGUGCUCAUUUCCUGCGAUGCCAUGGGGAAACAUUUGGAGUAAAAGUUGCCGUCGGACACGUCAGCCCGACGGAAACUCUAUGGAGGACCUGAUGGACGUGAAAGUAGAACCACAGUGUUAUUAACUUUAUUUCAUGUUGGUGGUUGAUUUCUUAAUGUUCCUCCUGUCCAAUCACGUUCCUGCUCAGCAGAACCAUGUGUUAGAAAUGAAUGAAUCUGUGAGUCAAGCGGUUAAAAAAAAACAGUAUUUUUCAAAGUCAACAGCAAUACGAAGACGUGACUUCAUGGCCAGUGUAGCUAUAAAAAAUCAAACCGUGGCUGAAGAGAGAUAUGACUGUUGCCAUUUAGCACAUUCCCCUGUUUUCAUACGCCCAUACUAGACGAUCUUAGCGGUGAUAUAUUUUAGGUCUGUAUGUUAGAUUUUAAACGACCAGUCCCAACAGUCCAGUAGCAUCGUAAACGACAUAAAUACAGUAAAUAAACCCGCGGAUGGUUGUUUGUUUCUUUGCUGAGGCACAGAUGACAUUUCCACUGCCUUCUGACUAAAAAGAUGUGUACUUUUGUUUGUCUGUUGGUUUGUCUCUUUGUUUGUUUAUGGGGAAAACAAAAAGAAAAUUAUACCAGAAAUCAUCUAUCGAGAGAGUAUGUAUAUCAAAUGAUUUUGAGAAAAUAAAAGAAGCUCUAUUAUAGAUAGUUUAUCCCAGACAGUUUUAACACAAGAUUGAUACUUUACAGAUUAUCAUAGGCCUACUGAGAUAUUACAGAAAAUAAUAAAAGAAGAUUGAUAACAUGACAAAGAGUAAUAAA
This is a messenger RNA of Cheilinus undulatus (humphead wrasse), 4137 nucleotides long. It is a transcript of the gene nrn1a, whose product is annotated as neuritin 1a. Bases 219 to 650 code for a protein of 143 amino acids. The transcript has 3 exons. Gene Ontology annotation, cellular component: plasma membrane. Lineage: Eukaryota; Metazoa; Chordata; Actinopteri; Labriformes; Labridae. The record is from RefSeq and is a predicted model, not a curated record. Gene Ontology annotation, biological process: nervous system development; neuron projection extension.